CGGUGAUGUCUUGGGUUCAAGCGGCUACCUUGAUCCAGCGCCCUGGAGACGAGAGAGAUGUGUUUGAUGAGGAGGCGGACGAGUCGCUCCUGGUGCAGCGGGAGUGGCGAAACCACAUGCACAGACGAGUCAAAGAAGGUUAUAGAGACGGAGUCGAUGCUGGCAAAGCAGUUACUCUUCAACAAGGCUUCAAUCAAGGUUAUAAGGAAGGUGCAGAAGUCAUUAUAAACUAUGGACAACUUAGAGGAACAUUAAGCGCUUUGCUCUCCUGGUGCCACCUUCAUGAUAAUAGUUCAGCUUUGAUCAGUAAAAUAAAUAACCUUCUGGAUGCAGUUGGCCAAUGUGAAGAGUAUGUGCUCCAACAUCUGAAAUCAGUCACUCCACAGCCCCAUGUUGUAGAUUUAUUGGACUCCAUUCAAGAUACGGACCUUUGUCAUGGAGUUCCAGCUGAGAAAACGAUUGAUGAAGCUACAGAUGAAAGACUCAGUGAAAAUAAUGCUGAGUUUAACAAAAACUGUAGCACAAGUCCUAGUGGGACAGAUUAUUCCUAUUUAGAAUGUUAUAGAACACAACAGCAUACACAUUCUGAAAACCCAAGCCUCACUUGGAUUUUAGAACAGACAGCCACUUUAGUGAAACAACUGGGAAUACCAGUAGACAUAUUACAGCACCUCAAGCAAUUGUAA
This is a messenger RNA of Orycteropus afer afer, 686 nucleotides long. It is a transcript of the gene YAE1, whose product is annotated as YAE1 maturation factor of ABCE1. The record is from RefSeq and is a predicted model, not a curated record. Lineage: Eukaryota; Metazoa; Chordata; Mammalia; Tubulidentata; Orycteropodidae.